This is a messenger RNA of Capsella rubella, 2695 nucleotides long. Its product is annotated as probable galactinol--sucrose galactosyltransferase 5. The record is from RefSeq and is a predicted model, not a curated record. The coding region runs from base 120 to 2471 and encodes 783 amino acids. Gene Ontology annotation, molecular function: galactinol-sucrose galactosyltransferase activity. Lineage: Eukaryota; Viridiplantae; Streptophyta; Magnoliopsida; Brassicales; Brassicaceae. The transcript has 5 exons.
UCAAAAUUUGGAAAGUGUUAAGAUUCUUAUAGUCUCUAUAAAUUAUACUUCCUUCACCACCACAUCCAUCUUAACCUUAAACAUCUCUUGUCCGAAACAUUACAACUUCGUCGGGCAAAAUGGCUCCACCGAGUUUGAUCAAGUCCGGUACCAACGGUGUUGACUUUACCGGAAAGCCUCUUUUCCGGUUAGAAGAUUCCAAUCUCUUAGCCAAUGGUCACGUCGUUUUAACCGAUGUUCCGGCUAACGUCACGCUCACCGCUUCACCUUACUUAACCGACAAAGACGGUGUGCCUCUCGACGUCUCCGCAGGUUCUUUCGUCGGGUUUAAACUCGACGGUGAGCCUAAAAGCCGCCACGUGGCAUCCAUCGGUAAACUCAAGAACAUUCGUUUCAUGAGCAUAUUCCGUUUCAAGGUUUGGUGGACUACUCAUUGGGUCGGGUCAAACGGACGGGACAUCGAGAACGAGACUCAGAUCAUCAUUCUUGAAAACUCCGGGUCGGGUACUGGAUCCGGAUCCGGGUCGGGUCGUCCUUACGUUCUCUUGCUGCCUCUCCUUGAAGGCUCCUUCCGUUCGUCUUUCCAACCCGGUGAAAACGAUGACGUGGCGGUCUGUGUCGAAUCCGGGUCGACCCAAGUAACCGGGUCGGAGUUUCGUCAGAUGGUGUACGUCCACGCCGGAGAUGACCCGUUCAAGCUAGUGAAAGACGCGAUGAAAGUGAUUAGGGUUCAUAUGAAUACGUUCAAGCUUCUUGAUGAGAAAUCGCCGCCGGGAAUCGUCGAUAAGUUCGGGUGGUGCACUUGGGACGCUUUUUACUUGACGGUGAACCCUGACGGCGUUCAUAAAGGUGUUAAGUGUUUAGUCGACGGUGGUUGUCCGCCGGGAUUGGUUCUUAUCGACGACGGUUGGCAAUCGAUUGGACAUGAUUCCGAUGGUAUUGAUGUCGAAGGGAUGAAUAUUACCGUCGCCGGUGAACAAAUGCCUUGCAGGCUUCUGAAGUUUGAAGAGAACCACAAAUUCAAAGACUACGUGUCUCCGAAAGAUCAAAACGACGUCGGGAUGAAAGCUUUCGUCAGAGAUCUGAAAGAAGAAUUCUCCACCGUUGAUUACAUCUACGUCUGGCACGCGCUUUGUGGGUACUGGGGAGGUCUCCGUCCUGAAGCUCCGACUCUGCCGCCGUCAACUAUCAUCCGGCCAGAGCUUUCGCCGGGACUUAAACUCACGAUGGAAGAUCUCGCCGUCGACAAGAUCAUCGAGACCGGUAUCGGACUUUGUUCGCCGGAAUUGGCGAAAGAGUUCUACGAAGGUCUUCACUCUCAUCUUCAAAACGCCGGUAUUGACGGCGUUAAAGUUGAUGUCAUCCACAUAUUGGAGAUGUUGUGUGAGAAAUAUGGCGGGAGAGUUGACAUGGCCAAAGCUUACUUCAAGGCGUUGACGUCGUCAGUGAAUAAGCAUUUUAACGGUAACGGCGUUAUUGCAAGUAUGGAGCAUUGUAAUGACUUCAUGUUCCUUGGAACUGAAGCCAUCGCUCUUGGUCGUGUCGGUGAUGACUUUUGGUGUACUGAUCCAUCGGGAGAUCCAAACGGUACGUUUUGGCUACAAGGAUGUCACAUGGUCCAUUGUGCAUACAACAGUCUCUGGAUGGGAAAUUUCAUUCAGCCUGAUUGGGACAUGUUUCAGUCCACGCACCCUUGUGCUGAGUUCCAUGCUGCUUCUCGUGCCAUUUCGGGCGGGCCUAUUUACAUCAGUGAUUGUGUUGGACAGCAUGAUUUUGAUCUCUUGAAACGUCUGGUUUUGCCCAACGGUUCGAUUUUGAGGUGUGAGUACUAUGCUCUUCCGACUCGUGAUCGUCUCUUUGAUGAUCCUCUUCAUGAUGGCAAAACCAUGCUCAAGAUUUGGAACUUGAACAAGUAUACUGGAAUUAUCGGAGCAUUUAACUGUCAAGGAGGAGGAUGGUGCAGAGAAACCAGACGCAACCAGUGUUUUUCUGAAUAUGUUAACACGCUAACAGCCACAACAAGACCUAGUGACGUUGAAUGGAACAGUGGAAAGAACCCAAUCUCCAUUGCAAACGUUGAAGAGUUUGCUUUGUUCUUGUCUCAAUCCAAGAAGCUUGUAUUGUCUGGACCAAACGACGACCUGGAGCUCACUUUAGAGCCGUUCAAGUUUGAGCUGAUCACUGUCUCCCCUGUUGUGACCAUUGAAGGUAACUCAGUCCGGUUUGCUCCGAUUGGACUGGUUAACAUGCUAAACACAAGCGGUGCGAUCAGUUCUCUGGUGUACCGUGAUGAAUCCGUUGAGGUCGGAGUUUUUGGUGCUGGGGAGUUUAGGGUUUACGCAUCGAGAAAACCUGUGAGCUGCUUGAUUGAUGGUGGAGUUGUUGAGUUUGGUUAUGAAGACUCAAUGGUGAUGGUGCAAGUGCCUUGGUCUGGUCCAGAGGGUUUGUCUUCUAUUGAGUACGUGUUUUAGAGAAGUUGAAGGUUUCCUUUUAUUUGUUUUCCUUCUAAACUCCGUGCCGUUCGUUGAGUUUUCACAACAACUCCGAGCCGUUUUUUUUACAUGGUUUCUGAGAGUGAACAAUUUAUGUUGGCUUUUUAAGUGAUGAUUUUUUUUUUUUCAUUGGUUGAAUUUGCAUUGCCACUAGUAUUCUCAUAUUUAUUUAUGAAAUAUAAUAUUUGGUUUUAGCUUUUUAA